Molecule: messenger RNA, 7771 nt
Organism: Misgurnus anguillicaudatus (oriental weatherfish)
Lineage: Eukaryota; Metazoa; Chordata; Actinopteri; Cypriniformes; Cobitidae
Source: RefSeq, a predicted model, not a curated record
GUCCUGCACCUGGUAAACCAAUGGAUGUGAUCGCAACCCUCCUGGUCUGUCCUGAGGUUUAGGUUCGUAUGUUUCUAUGGUGAUGGUGACACACAGAUGUAAGGUGUAGGAUUGAAACAGGUGUGCAAUAGGAAGCAUGUAUUCCUUUCCUGAUAGUGUUACCGUAUUCACCUGCACACCUGCCCAAACACACACACACGCACCCGUACGCACUGCUGAAGGAAAGUUUACCUCAAAAUAAUAUAUAGUAAAUUUUCACUUUCGAUCAAAGCGUUGACAAAACAUUUAAUCUGUUUAUACAAUCUCUGUGUGUAUUGAAUGUUUAUUUGUCAGGGACUACAAUGUGAACCUUGUGCUGAGUCACAGCAGGUAAAGUAUAUUUAAAUAGCCAUUAACCCAAGCAUGAACGAGGUAAAGAGAGAAAGUGCCAGAACGAGAGCAGAGGUAGAGUUUUGCCUGAGGGCGGUACAAGAGGAACCUGCUCGGUGAUGUCAUCACUGCAAAAAUCCAUUUAGCCCUGCGGCUCUUUUGAUUGGCUGGGAGGACGGCAGUAAUUUGAACUCUCUUUUGUUGCCUUUGAUGUGUCGACGGUGUUUGAGGGCAGGAACGAGAGAUGUUGCUCUUUCCCUGUCAGCGUGGAGAGCUCGAGCUUUGCUCUGUUAGCAUCGAGUGAGUGAAGGUUGAAUUUAUUUCUUUUGUUUAGUUCUCCGGCUGGAUUGAGUUUGGAAAAACACUCCGGAUACUUUGACACCAUGAAUGAGACAGGGAAUGUUGUCCAGGUCCUUGCUGUCCUGACUCACGUCCUCUAAGUCCUCCCAGAGACAACAGAUGCACUGGAGGAGUGAAACUACGCAUUAAAAACAGACGGGGUGAGCCUGGUUCUCGACCUCAUUCCUGGCAUUCAACAAAGCUUGGUGACGGCCCUCAGGACUCUGACAGCAUGAUGCAAGUCACCCAGGGUGGUGUGGGAGCCGCCUGGCACCAGAACUACCACUCAAGUGCUUCUACUACAGACCUUUCAGGGUAUGAGACAGGAUUUCUUAGAAAGAGCCCAGAUCAAUAUAGUUCCCGGGGAAGCAUGGAAAGUCUGGAUCAAACUCAUCCUGUCUAUAGCUCCUGCUAUCAACUAUCAUCUUCCAAAUCCUCCAGCAGCAUCGAUCACCUGCACAGUAAGCGAGAUUCUGCAUACAGUUCCUUCUCGACCAGCUCCAGUAUCCCAGAGUACCUUACGGCUGCACCAUCAUUUAACAAAGAGAGGUCAUAUUCCAUGGAAAAUGUUCCACAGAAAGAAGGAAUGCAGCAGGCAGAUAUACGCUAUGUACGUACAGUCUACGACCCGCAACAGGGUGUUUCUGAAGAGCACGAUGUCAGCUCAGCAGCACUAAUGAGAACCAAUGAAAACAGAACGCAGUCUAGAAGUGCAAGUGUCCAGGGCAUCUGUCAUCGUGGCAGCAACAGUAGUGGCAGCAGUGGAGGCACCACCAGCUCGCAACGUCACAGCGCUGGGCCAGUCUGGGAUCCAACACCCAACCAGUUAUCUUAUGAAAAUAUAAAGGGGGUACCAGCGCCUCCAUUACGCAGUGACAGCUAUGCAGCAAUUCGUAAUCAUGAACGUCCUAACUCUUGGUCGAGUCUUGAGCAUGCUCGGUCACAGCGGGCACUUCAUAAGGGUUCCUGGCAUCACUCAAGCAGUUCUGUAGCAACAGGAAAGUCCUCCUUUGGAGCUGAAGGUCAGCUGCACACUGUGAUCGAAAAAAGCCCUGAAAGUAGCCCCACAAUCAAACCCAAACAGAGUAUUCCUCAGGCCGCACAACCUGGCCGCCUCAUGUUGCCCACCAGCAUAUACCCUGUUCCACCACCUGAGCCACAUUUUGCACAAAUUCCAACUAGCAACCCUAGCUCUGGUACAAUUUACCCAGCACUGGCCAAGGAGAACAAAAACUCUCACUGUGACCACUUGGGUGGAAAUGCAAGCGAGGACAGGGUCACAGUUGAAAAUGGAUACCAAAGCAAUGGUCCCAGCCCAAGCUCUGUCCAUCCCCACAUUUCAGCCCAACCUAAACUCUCAGAGAGAGUACAAGAUGACACUCAAGUGAAAACUGUUUACCGCUCUCAUUUGCAGUCACAAGGAACAUCUGUAGUCCUGGAGAGAAGGGACCCCUACACUACUGUUCAAUCAAGAAGUGAAAAAUCAAGCCUCUCCCAUGGCAUGGAAGUUUAUGACAACUGCAGGCAACCCAAAGAUGAAGAACAAAGCAAAUACAAUGAAAGAAACAGUCAUCCAGAGACACUUUAUUCAGGUGGGAGAGUACCACUGGGACAGGUUGGACAAAUGUACAAAGGAAACUUAGUCCAAACACAAGGAAGUGACCACAUAAUUAAACAUUCAAGACACUACAGUGAUUCCAUGGCUUUGCAGCAGAGAGGUCAGGACCUUGAUCAUCCCCUGACCAGACUGGAAAAUGCACUUGCUGAAGUUCAACGAUGUGCCAGUCCUGAAAGUACAGUUAGCCAAUCCAGUUUUCAGAGUGAACGUAGCAUGUCUGUGCAGGAGAAAGUAAGUCAUUUUGAAAGGCAGCAAGUUAAACCUCGCAGUCAUAGCAGUGUAUCUCGCCUUAACUCUACAACUCGUCAAGCGCAAAGACCUCUCAGUGCCAAGAGCUCUCUUUCUGGUGUAGAGGACCUGCACAACACGUUGGAGAGCUCUGUCCCUCCUGGGAGAACACGGAGUACCUCUAGCAAGGCAAGCUAUGAUGGGCAUGUAGAAGUGCAGCAAGAUUUGCGGUUGAGACGUGGGAGUAGUGAUUAUGCCCAUAAUCGUCACCCAAAAGACCCUGCUAUAACCCUUCAAAGAAGUAAAAGCACUUUCCAGCUUGGUGAAGAAAAUGGCAAAGACUUCCAUGGGAAAGGCGACUUUCAUAGCAUCUCAGGCACUAUCAAUGACCCAUCUUUUAACAGAGAAUACAGAGAUAGCAUUAAAGAUGCCCAAUCUAAGGUGCUGAGGUCUACCUCCUUCAGAAGACCUGACCUUAGUAUUAACCCUCCACCAUUGCAAGCAAAACACAUGUCCCUGGAGAGGAAAGGACCCAAUACAAGUCCUAAACCUGCUACUUCCCCACACACUCCAAAAGAACGACAUGUUGUACCUGUUGAUAUACCAAAUAGAACCACUCCUCCUGAACUCCCCAUUGUCCCAGCUGUGGGACCUCCUGUAAUGCGCAUUUGUGGACGUAAACGAUUUACAAUGGAAAAGAAGAAACGAUCUUACUCUGAGCCAGAAAAUAUGCAUGAAGUUGGAGUGUUGACCAACGAAAACAUUCAGGCUGAGAGGAAAGCUACCCAGCAGUUACUGUCAAGUGAAACCAGUGUUGCAGACCGGCGCAGGAUGUUUGAACAGGUAGCAAAUCGUAAUGCUGACUCCAGAUUUGCCUCAAGGCCUGAUUUGAGGCAGAUGCAGCAAGAUGCCCUUGUUGAGUACAUGGAACGUAAAACAGGUAGAAGAGUUAAUGGACGCUCCAACCGCCCACAAAGCGCUUAUGUACACUCAGCCUCUUCAACUGACUCACAGGGCCUAACUUCCACUUUAAGUAUGUGCUCUUUGCAAGAGUCAGGAUAUGAUAGUCUCUCUGGUGGUGUUCAGAAAAGUUCCACCCUUCCAACAGCAAUGCAAAGCUCUUUUUACCAAAUCAGACAACAUCCCACACAGUCUGAGUUCCCCAUUGGCCAUCAGUCUCAAAGCAACACAUGUGAGCCUAAGAAACCAGUAACUGAGAAACCCAUCACUGCAAACAUCCCAGGCCCAGCCCUAGCUGGACAUCCCAUUCUUCAGCACCUUGAGGCAGUUUUUGAGAGAGCCACAUCAGCGAGAAGCUCGGGGAGGUCAGCUUCAGCUGAGGAUCUGCUGGACCAUAGUGAAGAAUGGCCAGGUCCUCAGCACUUCCGUUCCAGAUCGUCUCCGUCAGUGGAGAACUUUAAUCUGGACUUUAUGGCCAGAGACCCUCAAAUGUUUGUGGUUGGCUCCAAGGAAUCCUUAGACAACAGGCUGCUGGAGAAUACUGCACCCAAACAAUCAUCGUUAUAUACAGCAAUUCCACAAAAGAGUUAUCCGUUAAACCGGGGUCCUGUCCAGCAAAACGCACCUGUGGUGAGGAGAGAGCGUCAAAGACAUUCUGACCGGCCCAGGGCACAAAGUGCAUCUGGUCUGGCAGCGUCUGUGGGACUCCCUUGCCCUUUUACUUCUCCAGGCACUGCCGCCACACAAGACUGGCAUAAUGGAGAAGGACUGUGUCAGCCAAACCUAGAUUUCAUUGCUUUUCCGGAAACCGGCCCCCAAAGUCCGAAGAAUCCGUCUGGAACGCCAGGAGUGAGGCGACAGAACUCCAACGACACCAGCACUUCAGAAGACACGCUGAAGGACUUUGCAUGUUCGGUGGUUCCCGCAACAUCAAAGUCCACCUUCACCCCGUCACCUCCACACCCUCAAGUCGUAGACACUCCCUCGUCUAAUCCACUCGCAAGGCCAUCCGAUUCAAGGCCUUCCACCCUCCCCAAAAGUCCAGGCUCGCAAACAAAGCCACUCAUCUCUCUUCGGAUAUCCGAGUCUAGUCUUCAGGAUGUUCACAGUCCAACUUUGUUACAAGAUGAAGUGUUUUUAGCCUCACCUCCACCUUCUCCCCCACCACCACCAUUACCGAUCAAAGAGACUGAGAUUACAGAGGACUUUCCUCCACCACCUCCCACAUUUUCAGCCGAGGAGGACUUGGGUCUAACAGAAGCUCUACAGUUUUCAAGAUCAUUGAGGCCUAUAAGUGAUUCUGGUAAUCCGGCAUUAAAUGACCUUACACCUCCGUCAAUGACCUCUGACCCUCCGUCCACUCACAACACGGACUACAUCAGCACUGAGAAUCAAUUUGUGUCACCAAGUGAUGCUCAUCUAGAAGAGGAAACCUCUCAGAUUUUGGGACUUGACUACCAACUGCUCUCCAGAAGAGAGAGAACUCAAGCCGAACUCCUCGUAGAGACUUUAGCUCAAGAGCUGGUUAGCAAAGACAAAUCCCUUACCCCGCUCCUGGAAACCUGGGCAGGUAAAACCACCCUGGAUCUGAUGGAGGACAUCUUCCCCUCACAUUCGCUGUCUCCGUGGCAACACGACAGGCGCGGGAGCGGUUCAGGUGACAGGGCUCAAGAUGAUUUGGGUAGCACAGAUACUCGCUCACAGACUGUUCCAAGAACAAUGGAGACGGACCUGGAUGAUGAAGAGGCUUAUAUGAAUCAAAAGAAGGUGGAGCUGUUGCAAGCACUGCAAGCUAGCAUACAAUCACUGCAGGUAGAGAGACAGGUGCUGGCAGAACAACUGAAGAGAUUCAGCGCUCUAGGAGGCAGCAUGGACACUUUAGUUCAGGAACGUUGUAAACCCAAUGAGAAAGAGAAAUAUCGCAUGUUUGUCGGAGACCUGGAGAAGAUCGUAAACCUGCUGCUGUCCCUGAGCGCACGCCUCGCUCGUGUGGAGAACGCGCUGACUGCGCUCAGAGAUAAAGAGAGUCGAGAGAGCGCAGAAGAAAGGGAGUCCCUGCAGCUGAAACGGCAGCAGUUGUGCAGUCAGCACGAGGACGCUCGUGAGCUGAAGGAUAACCUGGAUCGGCGCGAGCGACUCGUUCUGGACAUCCUGGCGGGUUACCUGAGCGGACCGCAGCUGCGCGACUACCAGCAUUACAUCCGCAUAAAGCCCGCCCUGCUGAUACGACAACGCCACCUGGAUGAGCUCAUCCGCCAGGGGGAGGAGCAGGUGCGAAGGCUGGAGGAGAACCUCCCCCAUGAAUCCCAGCCAAAGAACGCUGAGCCCACCUCAAUGACCUCACAAAGUUUUAACCCCACCCACUCGCCACGCCCCACCACUGUGACCUCACUCUGACUCUGCACGUCAUGGCCCGACGGCGUUCAGGGCUGCUGGGGAGGUUGAGACGGAAACUGUAAAUAAACUUUUAGACAAUGCACACGAAGAGUGCCUUAAAUGAAGGAUUGACAUUGUGACUUGGAAUCUCACACAGGCUGACAAAAACAUAAGCAAACUUUAAAGAAAUUGAAGAAAACAUUUUAAAGAAAUGAUGCACAUUUGUCCUCCUAGGUUUUUUAACUGAAGUGUUUCUGGUUUUACGUUCACUAUUCCAAUUAAUGUAAUAUAGCACCGCUUUAACAUCAUAAAUAGUUUUAAAAACAAAUAUAAUGUCACAAUGUUUAAAGCCUUAAAAUAAGGGAUGCACCGAUACAGAUACUAGUAUCAGUAUCGGCACCGAUAUUGCGUCCAUGUACUAUAAAAGUGCUCAGAUACAUAAAAACCAAUACCUCUCGUAAUGAACUUUCAAUACACCAGCAUAUAUUCAAACUUAUUCUUUAUACACUCAAAAAAAUGAUUUAUUUAAUUUACCCAAUUUUUUAAGGUUAGUGGUUGCAAUCAAUUUAUUUAAGCUACAUUUAAACAAAAGUUUUUUGUUUUGUUUUGCUUUUCUAUUUUUUUGUUUAAAUGUAGCUUAAAUGAAUUGAUUGCAACCACUUACCAUAAAAAAUUUAGUAAAUUAAAUGAAUAUUUAUUUUUUCAGUGUACAUGUUUGUUUAUUUUUAUUAUACACAUUAUCUUUAUUUAUUAUGCCAUUGGUUUGGUAGUGGAGUAAGUAUGAGUUUUGUUCCAAGCAGAUAAAAUGGUUUAUUUUUCAUAAUGUCUUUUGAGAUAGUUAUUCAAAAUGAUAAAGUAGCUGACCUUAAAUCAUCAGUUUGUGUAGGUUUUGCAAAACUGUCAUAUGACAAAAAAGUACAGGUAUCGGUAUCAGCAAGUACCAAAAGAAUAUAUCGGUACUUAAAACAUUGUAUCGGUGCAUCCCGACUUUACUUUUAUAUGCAAAAUAGAUUUUUAAAUUGAAUUUGAGGUGAAAUGUGACCCGAACAUUUUCUUGGCAGGUUUUGUGUGUCAUUUAAGGGCAUUUUGAUACAGUAUGCACAGUGCAUUUAAAUCCUCAUGAGCUUGCACAGAAAUGCCAGACAGCCCUGUAAUGGCCGAAGAUGAAUCGCAUUUGACGUCACAGAGAGAAAACACGUAACACACAUUUUGUCUGUUCUUCAUAUUCAUCAUAAAUCCCUAAUGUCAUCUGAAAUGGCACCUUUACAGCAAUAGCACCAAUUAUUUAUGAUUUUAGAAAUGUUUUUUUACUCUGUAUGUUGCUGUAUAUAAUCUGAACAAUCCCGUGAUUUUAAAGUAGAUGGUUAAAAAUAAUAGAUGUUGGGUUUUUGUAUGCAAAUUACAGUAAGCAGAACAUUGUAUGGCUGUAAAAUGUGCUAAACCAUGACAUCUGUUAUAACGGUGAAUAUUUCCCUGAGUUGAUGUUUAAUGGCACUUAAACACGAUAUACAGGACGUAGCUUCAAUGACAAUUAGAAAGCGUGAAUGUUAUUACAGGGUGUUUAUGCUUCCUUCCUAGUUUUAUCACAAUGCACAUCCUCAAACUAUUUUGCCAACUUUUUUGCUGUUGUUUGGUUUAGUUUUUCUUUUUUGAAUUUAUCAAAUAUCUAACCCGUACAACUACACAUGCACACUACAGCAGAUAUUAGAUGCGCUUGUCAUGGAUUUGUUUAUGUAAAGAGCCUGCGGUUGUGAUCUAAUACGCGUGACAUUGAUUUCCAUGACAGAGGUCGAAUCUAAACAGAUUUUUCAGCCAAGCUUCACGCUGUUAAAAAUGAAGAGCACAGUUGGAAGGCAAAAUAAAUCUAUUUUUUAAAUACAA